AAUGAGGAAACGGUCCGGGCGAAUCUGCGGAAGCGAAUCUUCUGGCUGUGUGGACCAGAACGUAAGUCAGCUGAUGCUCCUGGUACCUAGGCUCAUUGACAGCUGCGAAUGUGGAUCUGCUCAGAAAGUGGGGCCAGCGGAGAUGAAGAAAAACAGAGAAAGAUUCUGCAACCGAGAGAGGGAAUUUGUGUAUACAUUCAAAGUUGGAUGUCAAUGCUUAGAACUCAGGGUACCACUUAGAUUUCCUGUUCAAGAGAAUGCCUGUCAUUUACUCGGACGCCUGAUGCUUUUGCACAAUUUACCAUGCUUUAUAGAAAAAGACUUAAAAGAAGCUCUGAGCCAGUUUAUAGAAGAAGAGUCUAUCAGAGAUUACGACAGAGAGGCUGAAGCGUCUUUGGAAGCUGUAAAAUCAGGUGAAGUAGAUUUACAUCAGUUGGCAAGUUCAUGGGCCAAAGCUUAUGCUGAGACCACAUUAGAGCAUGCAAGGCCUGAAGAACCCAGCUGGGAUGAAGAUUUUGCAGAUGUGUAUCAUGACCUAAUCCAUUCCCCAGCCUCUGAAACUCUCCUAAAUUUGGAACAUAACUACUUUGUCAGUAUCUCAGAAAUGAUUAGUGAAAGAGAUGUGGAACUGAAAAAACUCAGAGAAAGACAAGGUAUUGAAAUGGAAAAAGUUAUGCAGGAAUUGGGAAAAUCCCUGACAGACCAAGAUGUAAAUUCCCUGGCUGCUCAGCACUUUGAAUCCCAGCAAGACUUGGAAAAUAAAUGGUCUAAUGAAUUAAAGCAGUCGACUGCCAUCCAAAAGCAAGAGUAUCAGGAAUGGGUGAUAAAACUUCAUCAAGAUCUGAAAAACCCCAACAACAGCUCCCUCAGUGAGGAAAUUAAAGUUCAGCCAAGUCAGUUCCGAGAACCCGUAGAAGCAAAUGGAAGAAUUUACGAGGAACAGAGAAAAUUAGAAGAAAGUUUUACUAUUCACUUAGGAGCCCAGUUGAAGACUAUGCAUAAUUUGAGGUUGCUGAGAGCAGAUAUGUUGGAUUUCUGCAAGCACAAAAGAAAUCAUCGAAGUGGAGUGAAACUCCAUCGCCUCCAGACAGCACUGUCACUUUAUUCUACCUCUCUUUGUGGCCUGGUUUUACUUGUAGAUAAUCGAAUCAAUUCAUACAGUGGUAUUAAACGAGAUUUUGCCACAGUGUGUCAAGAGUGCACUGACUUCCAUUUCCCCCGAAUUGAAGAGCAGCUAGAAGUUGUCCAGCAAGUGGUACUUUAUGCUAGAACCCAGCGCAGGAGCAAAGUAAAGGAACUGCAUGAUUCCGGAAGCCGAAAUGGAGCAAAUGAUGACAAAACUAAAAGUGCUGAGAGAAACUAUUUGAACAUUUUACCUGGAGAAUUUUACAUUACAAGACAUUCUAAUCUCUCAGAAAUCCAUGUGGCUUUCCAUCUCUGUGUGGAUGACAAUGUGAAAUCAGGAAACAUCACAGCUCGAGACCCUGCCAUCAUGGGACUCCGCAAUAUACUCAAGGUUUGCUGUACCCACGACAUCACAACAAUAAGCAUCCCUCUCUUGCUGGUGCAUGAUAUGUCAGAGGAAAUGACUAUACCAUGGUGCUUAAGGAGAGCAGAGCUUGUGUUUAAGUGCGUCAAAGGUUUCAUGAUGGAAAUGGCUUCGUGGGAUGGUGGAAUUUCUAGGACAGUGCAAUUCCUGGUACCCCAGAGUAUUUCUGAGGAAAUGUUUUACCAGCUUAGUAAUAUGCUCCCCCAGAUCUUCAGAGUCUCAUCAACACUGACUCUGACAUCCAAGCACUAAACCCUGACAGAUUGGCAUACUGGCAGGAGAAGGUGAAACUCUCCAGGAACCUGAGUUAUGCUAUGAUUCUCUCAAAGCAAAAGAUGUCCAGAAAGAGAACUUGGCAACCCAAGCCACAAGUGAAAUCAUGAUCUACGUUAAACAUAUGUCUGUAAAGCAUUCCAGAAAUUCACAUACUCUGCAGACUAGUGGUCGUCUCCUCCCUUGACAUCCAUUUGUUCCAAAAUUUCUUUAUUGGGGGAAAAAAAAAGAAACAAAACCUUUUUUUUUUCUUCUUGUUAUUAUGCUCUCUGCUUGAGAAUAUUAGUAAAUUAAAACUUCUGACUUGUCACACAUGAGCACUGGAUCUAGGAUAUUGCUCACUACACUUUAGUAGAGACGUUUGUUCCAGAAGGUUUGGAUUAUAAUAGGUGCAAGGUUUAACUGAGCACACAAAAUCUUCCUUUCACCUUAUUUGCCGAUUUGUCACCUGCACUUCCAGAUGAGCUAUAUGAAUUUCUUGUAACAGUUUUUUUUUUGUAGAAACAAAAAUAUAUCAGACAAAUGUUUAUUUAAAGUUUCUUGUUUUGAAAGCUUGCUUGUAAUGUCCCCUUUCUAAGGUUUAAUAAAUGAAAAUAAGAAAAAGA
Molecule: messenger RNA, 2427 nt
Organism: Erinaceus europaeus (western European hedgehog)
Lineage: Eukaryota; Metazoa; Chordata; Mammalia; Eulipotyphla; Erinaceidae
Gene: FERRY3
Product: chromosome 4 C12orf4 homolog
Exons: 14
Coding region: 2-1801 (599 amino acids)
Biological process (GO): regulation of mast cell degranulation
Cellular component (GO): cytoplasm
Source: RefSeq, a predicted model, not a curated record